GCGGCGGGAGCCGGGCUUUUACAGCCAGCGCCUCCGGGCCGGGGGCGAGGCCGCCGCCUGGCCCGGGGGAGCGCCGGGGGCUGCGGUUGUUGGCCUUUUGUGUGGAUGGCUUCAGAGAACAUUUCAGGAGUAGGGGAUGAGGUGGAAGGCAGCUGAGUUCUCUCGUGCCCUGCUGAGACGAAAUGCCAUUCCCGUUUGCGGCGGACAGAAGCCAUGGCAAUGUGUAACAUGGGAGGGGAAGGCACGGCUGGACCAUGUGGCGUGACUCGCUCAGACUGCAGCUCUUCUGCCUGCUCAUGGCAGUGCUGGCUGUCGUGGUGCUGGUCCAUAACUUUUUCCAGUUAGAGCACCUGGAUGAUGACACAGUUUCAGGAUCGAAUUGGAUAACAGAAAAUAAUGUGCAGCAUCCUCUGUCCCAGACAGCCAAAACCACCAGGAAGCCUUACUGCGGGUACACGGAGCAGGCCUUGUCCAAACGGGAACAAGCGGAGCAGGAAUCCUUGCUUGCUGCAAUACAGUGGCCAAAGCCCCCUGAUGGCAAAAUCCCCUUUGCACAGAGCACUGAUCCCACGCACAGUGACUUUGUGAUUGUGAAACCCAACAGGUUCUUCAAGGUGGGUGAUCAGUUGGAGGUACUCGUUCGCAUGAAGGAUUUCCAAGGAAAGCCCAAGCAGUACGGUGGAGACUAUUUACUAGCACGAGUUCACUCUCCUGGCCUGAAAGCUGGAGCAGCAGGAAGGAUUGUAGAUUGCCACAAUGGCCUUUACAAAGUCUUCUUUACCUUGCUUUGGCCAGGAGAGGUCAAAGUUUCUGUGUCACUUGUCCAUCCGAGUGAAGCCAUCCAAGUCCUCGUGCGGUUGCGCGAGGAAAGGCCGGACAGAGUCUAUUUCAAAAGCUCCUUCAAGUCUGGGAGGUAUUCAGAGACUACAGAGUGCAACGUUUGCCUGCCUGCAGGUCUCCCAGUCUGUAACUUCACAGAUCUCUACACGGGUGAGCCGUGGUUCUGUUACAAGCCUCGGAAACUGUCCUGUGCCAGCCGAAUCAACCAUGCCAAAGGUGGAUAUCUGAAAGGUCUUCUGACACAGGAGGAAAGCCUCUUUUUCCAAAGUGACGUGAAUAUCAAAAGGCCAAUACUCUCCAGUGGACCUGAUUCAGUCAUUGUAAAGCCCACAGCAUUUACAGAUUCAAGCAGUAUGGGCAGAGCUGAAGAUCCCACAGCUUCCCCUUCUGGUUAUUAUUAUGAAGACCAGUGGAGGUCCAGAACACAUUGGAUCCAUAAUUUUAACAAAUCAGAGGAUAUAACUGAGUGCUUACAAGGAAAAGUAAUCCACUUGUUUGGAGACUCUACAAUAAGGCAGUGGUUUGAAUAUUUGACAGCAUUUGUUCCAGAUCUGGUGGAAUUUAACCUGGGCAGCCCGAAGAACGUGGGCCCCUUCAUGUCGGUGGACCUGAAGCACAACAUCCUGCUGAAGUUCCGCUGCCACGGGCCGCCCAUCCGCUUCUCCACCGUGUUCAGCAGCGAGCUGCGCUACAUCGCCAACGAGCUCGACAGCAUCGUGGGCGGCAGGAACACCGUGGUUGCCAUCACCAUCUGGUCCCACUUCAGCACCUUCCCCGUGGAGGUGUACAUCCGCCGCCUCAGGAACAUCCGCAGGGCCGUGCUGCAGCUGCUGGACCGCAGCCCCAAGACCGCCAUCGUCAUCAGAACGGCCAACGUGCAGGAGCUGGGGCCGGAAGUGAGCCUCUUCAACAGCGACUGGUAUUCCUUUCAGCUAGAUUCUGUCAUGAGGAAAAUGUUCUCAGGAAUUGCUGUGCACUUUGUGGAUGCUUGGGAGAUGUCUGUGGCUCAUUACUCGCCACAUAACCUGCACCCUAAUGAAGUAAUUGUUAAGAAUCAAAUAGAUGCGUUUUUAUCUUAUGUGUGCCCUCUGCAAACUUAGCACAAAUGGGUGUCCCUAUGUCGCCUUUUGCUAUAGCCCAAGUACAGCUGCUCUUUUGAGCUGUGGAAUGAGGCUGGAUGAUAAGGAGGAGCUCUGGGUACUUGCAUGCAGGACAACUACGGUGGCCUUAGUCUGGGUAGCUGUGAAAGGGUGGUAAAGAGGAGUUGACUCUUCAGGCCAUAUCUUCCUGCAAGGUUGAUUCCUUCAAGCUUAUCAUUCAUACCUGAGAUUAUUAGAGCACCUUAAAUUAAAUUGGCAGGAUUCAAUAAGAGAUUAUUUGGGUUAUUAGCUUUACUAGUUAUCUGCACGGUAUGCCUAAUUUAAUCCGUGUGACACUGAUUCUGUUGCCAGGGUCUUGUUGCUCAGAACAGUGUGUGAAACCUGGGAAGGAUUUUGGGAAUGGUCUUUCUCUCAGCAUUCCAGAGCAUAAGGGAUGUCUUCUCCAGCUGUGUGUCAGAGAAACACAGUGUCUUGUUUCAAAGUCCUAAUUAGAAACAUAAAGGGUGUGUACCAAAGUCACCAAUAAAGAAGCACAAUCACAAUAUCUGUAGAAUUAAGUCAUGAAGAAUUUGCUGAAAUCUGAUUGAGCACCCUAGUUAGGUACCUUUAUUUACAGAUGGCUGCUAAAUAGUGCAAAUAGCCAGUAUUUUAGUUUGGUUUCUUGUACUACUGAAUUUCUUUUGAGCUUUGAUACACUGUCUACUCCUUGAUUUGUCAUUAGUGAGGAUAUAUGUGUUUUAUGACCUCAGCAAAAACAGUGUUUCAGGCAGUUUCUGCAAGUUCAAGUUGCAGGCUUGCCUACUUGAAGCUUAAAGCAUUUGGCAGUGAAAGUGUUUCAUUUAGCAGUGAAAGUGUUUCAUUUGCCAGUGAAAGUGUUUCCAUUGCCUGCCAGCUGCCGCCGUUCCCUUAAGGUCCUGCAAAGCCGGGCUGCCCUCUGCUGUGUCCUUCAUACCCUGAAUCUGGACAGGGAGCCAAGUGACCCGAGGGUCCUGCUGUGCUUUGGCAGUGGCCACACAAUGACUCCUCUUCAGGGUCUGGCAGUUCUGUCAUUUCUUCAUGAACUUCACUGCUGCCAGUAUAAAAGGUGGCACACCCUGCACCCAAAAGCUGAGCGUGCCCAGGGCUGCCUUCAUCUAUCUGCUUGGCACAGAACCAGGUUUGCUGGGCUGACAGCUGGUGGCUCUGCCUCCUGGCCUGGCAUUUACUGCUGCUUACUUGAUUGAGCCUGCCUACAGUUUUAACUAGAAGCACUUUGAAAACAGUUUGUGAUGAAGUCAAGUCCCAAAUGAAACAGCAGAGAGGUGUUCCAUGCUGUCUUAUCUUUGGUCACGCUCAGGCCAAAGCCAGUCUUCACUGGCUUGUGUCAAAACCAAGUUGAGUCUUUGUGAGCAAACUGAGAAGAUUAAUAAGGCAAAUUGGCAGGUUGCACAGAGUGAAAUUAUCAAAAUGUCUUUAUGUUAAAAAAAGUUUCGCUCCUUGUUAGCUUGCUGCU
Messenger RNA from Melozone crissalis (California towhee), 3432 nucleotides. It is a transcript of the gene NXPE3, whose product is annotated as neurexophilin and PC-esterase domain family member 3. Bases 255 to 1940 code for a protein of 561 amino acids. The transcript is spliced from 7 exons. NCBI's taxonomy places the organism in Eukaryota, Metazoa, Chordata, Aves, Passeriformes, Passerellidae. The record is from RefSeq and is a predicted model, not a curated record.